Messenger RNA from Nanorana parkeri, 1254 nucleotides. RefSeq names its product probable tRNA methyltransferase 9-like protein. Gene Ontology annotation, biological process: tRNA wobble uridine modification. Gene Ontology annotation, molecular function: S-adenosylmethionine-dependent methyltransferase activity; tRNA binding. The transcript is spliced from 3 exons. The record is from RefSeq and is a predicted model, not a curated record. NCBI's taxonomy places the organism in Eukaryota, Metazoa, Chordata, Amphibia, Anura, Dicroglossidae. Bases 1 to 1254 code for a protein of 417 amino acids. Gene Ontology annotation, cellular component: cytoplasm; nucleus.
AUGGAAAAAGAGGCCAGCCACCUGGAAAGACAGCAUGUUCAUAAUGUAUAUGAGAAGAUUGCUCCUUAUUUCAAUGACAAACGCUACAAGGCCUGGCCAAAGGUACAAGAGUUCCUAUUAGCUCAGGAGCCAGGAAGUCUAGUGGCUGAUAUUGGAUGUGGAAAUGGGAAAUAUCUGCAUAUCAACAGCCAGACUUUUAAAAUAGGGUCUGAUUAUUGCUUCCCACUGGCAGAGGCUGCGAGAAAUCGAAAUUAUGAAGUAAUGGUGUGCGAUGGACUUCAACUGCCAUACCGAGAUGGUGCCUUUGAUGCUGUUCUCUCUAUAGCUGUAAUCCAUCAUUUUUCAACGAAGGAACGGCGCAUACGAGCCAUUAAAGAGAUGGCUCGAAUCCUGAGAGUUGGUGGGCAGAUGAUGAUUUAUGUAUGGGCAAUGGAACAGAAAAGAAGAAAAUUUGAGAAGCAAGACUUGCUUAUACCAGGAAAUAAGGAGCCACAAAAGGUUUCAGAGAAAAGGAAGGACCUAACUGAACCAGAGUCCAAGAACCUGACACUCAAACCUUUGAGUAGGGUUCACAGCAAUAUGCCAACAAAGAAUAGGACUAAACAUUCCUCAUUUGUUGAUGAAGCAUCUUCGCCAUUUAAAAUUGGCCUCCAUUCAUCAAGAUUUUUAACACGGUCUCUAGAAUCAGGGCUGGAUAUAAGCAGUAAAUGUGCAAGCAGUGACCAGAAGCAUGGAAACAUUCUACGUAGAUUGUAUGACUACUGCACUGAAUUAAGAAAAGCAGCAAACAUGUAUCCACCCAGACUGUCCAAACCUGCUCAUUUCCUAAGACAAAUUGGUGACCUUCUACCAAAAUACAUACAGGACCUGGAGAAUGAUACCAACAAAGUCACAGGGUUAUUUCCACUUGCUAACAAAAGUCAUUGCACAUCUUCCAAUGUAGAACUUGGCCGAGAAAUAAUCAAAGACCUUGGUAAUGUUCCAUUACCAGGUCUGAAAGCUAAUUGCAAUGGACCAGUUAAUUCAAUGCUGUCUCUUAACUCUGACACCAAUUGCAAGAAAGAUCAGCAGGUCCCCCCAACUGACAAUACAAACUAUCUUCGCUAUUAUCACAUAUUUAAACAGAAUGAACUUAGUGACCUCAUACAACAAUACAUUCCUGAACUACUUGUUGUAAGCACAUUUUAUGACCAUUCCAACUGGUGUGUCAUUGCAGAAAGAAUUAACUUUGGAAAAUGUGUUAACUCCUCAUAA